Molecule: messenger RNA, 2808 nt
Organism: Strigops habroptila (Kakapo)
Lineage: Eukaryota; Metazoa; Chordata; Aves; Psittaciformes; Psittacidae
Gene: TNFRSF6B
Product: TNF receptor superfamily member 6b
Exons: 6
Coding region: 1310-2206 (298 amino acids)
Molecular function (GO): protein binding
Source: RefSeq, a predicted model, not a curated record
AACACAUCCAAAGGCAGCAAAAUGAUGGCGGUGUUCAGGUUUGCCUGUUGGAAAUCGUCUGCUAUGGACUGCAGGAAUGCUGUUGGAUCAGCCAGGCUAAAUGAAAUGCUUACAAAGCUGAAGGUGGCAAACCACGGCAUAAGGGGGUGCAGUACAAACGCCAUCACAUUCCUCAGCUGAGUGCUCUCUGUGUUGGGGUGUGAUUUGUCUGUAGGUACAUUUUCUUCUCUUCCACUGACUCGAAAGUUAAAGAGCAAGAAAAAAGCUAAACUAUUUUAGCUAUUUGGAAUCGGUUGCAGCUUUCCCCUUCUGUGCAAUGUGGCACCAUUCCUGAUGGGAGAAGUGAUGUCUGGCAGGUUUUCAGGCUCAGCGAGGAGCUCUCCUGUUACACUAAAGAGCAGGUAAAUUCUGUGCUUUUUCCUUCUUCCCCCUGUGCUUAUGGUACAGAGGGAUCGGAGCUGGGGCCGCUGGACACAAGUGGUGCCUUCCCAGCACAUGGAACACUUCACAGGGGUUUCCUUGGGUUAUUUUCUUACCUUCGGAGGGAAUCUGGUGAGCCAGGGCAGAAGAGAAGGCACAUGCAUCUGAUGUACUUAAGCAGAGGCAGCACAGAGGGAGCAGGCACUCCUGCUCUGAUAAGCACUGUACCUGUAAGGCUGAAUUCAGCUUCCACUGAAAUUUGUUGUCCAGGAUUUAUGGAAAACUAUCACCUGUAAGAUAUUGAUACCAGCUGCUGGAUAGCGUUAUCCCACGAAAGGUAACUCAAAAGUGUUUUAGCAAUACAGUUGGAGCGAUGUCCUCAGUGCUCCCGAAAGGAGAAAGUUGGAGUUCUGAUGCCUGAAGGAAUUCUGAAGGAAUGCCGGUGCCAAACCACCGGAACGGGGCUGUUUCAGCGGGGUUGGCACCUCGCGGUGUGUGGCAGCAGGACGGGGCUCGCAGUGGGUUUGCUGCUGCUCUCAGAACCGGCGUAUCUGGGCUGUGGCUGGGGGCAAACGGUGCCCCCCAGCAGGGAGACAAACGCUGUUACUGGGAAGUUAUUUAACUUUUACAGGGAACGGAAUGUGCUCGGGGGAAAUUCCCCGCCGCUCCCCAGCAAAAACUGAAUACAAGCCUUAACGUACCGCUGUGAACGCUGCGGCGGAGCAGACCCACGUCCCUCCUCGGCGGUCCGGACACUGCUGCCCCGCUGCCGGGCGGAUUGGCACCGCUGCUGCAGAGCCCAGCCGCUGUCUUCGGAGCCAGAACCAACUUUUGAGGCACCCCCCGUGCCUCCCCAGGCAGCUCACGGCGCUCGGAAGUCCUCAGUGCUAUGUUGUUAUCCUGCCACGUGCCGAAUUUAAGGCAUCCAUCCAAGUGGAUGUUUGCUCCUCUCCUCCUUCUCCUGGCCAAGCUCGGCUGCAGCGCCCAACCCACUUACCAAUGGAGAGAUGCUGUGUCGAACGCGCAGCUCACCUGCCAGCAGUGCCCGCCGGGGACCUUCGUGGCACAGCACUGCACCAGGGACAGGCCGACGCAGUGCGAGCCCUGCCCGGAUUUGCACUACACACAGUACUGGAACUACCUGGAGAAGUGCCGGUACUGUAACGUCAUCUGCGGGGAGAAGCAGGUGGAGGUGCAGCAGUGCAAUUCCACCCACAACCGCGUCUGUCAGUGCCAGGACGGCUACUACUCCGAGAUGGAAUUCUGCGUCCGGCAUUCCAAGUGUCUGCCGGGCUUUGGCGUGGAGAAGCUGGGUACCCCCUUUGAGAACACCCAGUGCCGCGCCUGCCCCCGCGGCUUCUUCUCUUCCUCCAACUCCAGCACCAAGCCGUGCCAGCCCCACCAGAACUGCGAGCAGCAGGGGAAGGUGGUCAACGUGGAGGGCAACCAGUACCACGACACCCUCUGCACCUCCUGCAGACGGGACAGAAACAACAGCACGCAGGGACCAGCUCCAGGCGAUGACGACUGUGAGCAAGCCCUGAUAGACUUUGUGGCGUACCAGAACAUCCCCAUCAGGAAGCUGAAGCGCCUGCAGCAAAUCCUGGAGCACUCACCGAGGAAGCAGGCGCUGGGCACCCGGGCGGCCAUGCAGGAGAAGUUCAGAGCUUUCCUCAUCCACCUCAGAGAGGGGCACCCGGUCACCAAGGAGCUGCUGGUGGCUCUGAGGACUGCCAAGCUGCACUCCAUCGAGGAGCAGGCCCGCGAGCGCUUCCUCCUGCGCUGAGAACAUGAACCGGACUUUUCGGGUGGUUUCUGGUUUGAUUUUGGUCCUGUGGCUUCAUUAAUUUAUUAACCUUUCCGAACACCAAGGGCAGCGUUAGAGAUGGGUCAGCUCAGUAGUGCUGGGUCGGUGGGUCCUGCUCUGCAUCACUGCCUCUGGGGUGGGAUGUUGGGAGCAGCAGCAUCCCCGUGCCAGCAGCCGGUGCAGCUCCAGCUGGGUGCUGGCCAUGGAUUUUCCAGCACUCAGCAAGGGUCAAUGCUUUAUCAGAAGAGAAACUUGCAGCCAGGGUCAUUUGUUCUGAGGAAAAACCCAGCUAGAAACCUGCCUGGCUUUGUUUUAAACGUGGGGGUCUGGUUUUGUUGGGGGAUUUUUAGUUAUUUAACAGGUUUUCCCCUGGAGAAUUCACUUGUGUGUGUUUGUCACGCUCUUGUUUUGAGAAGGGAGUUUGCUGCUGAGGCACGUUGGGAAUAGGACGCUCCUGAAGUCACUGGUAUAGCUGGCCUUUUAAAGUUAUUUCUAAACUACCUGGUUUUAUACCAUUUUUUCUAAAGAGAUGAAUGUUUAAAAUGUAAAAAAAAUGUUUAGAUGCUUUCUGAAGAAACAAA